CCGGAUCAGAGCGGCAGAAGCUCGGGUAGAGCAAUGACUAUUGCCGACGUGCAUGGACAGAGCUCAGUUCUGAGUUCUCCGCACCGCAGAAGGACGUCGAUUGUUAUCGUGCCUGAACUUAGGAUUAUCUUCGACGAAGAAUAGUGUAAGGUUGUCAGCAUUCAUCAUGAGACGGCUACUGUGCAUUGCCUUGGUCUGCAUGGCAGUCCUGCAGCUUACCAACUCCAUGCCUAUGGGACACAAUGAACCGGCAUCGGCUGGUGUCGCUGGCAAGCACAAUGAAGAUAGCGUCGGAAUCACAAGCGGCAGGCAUGCACGGAACAUGUACGAUGAUGAGAGCGACGCCAACAGUGAUGAUGACGGUGUGUCUGAUGAUGCACUGGAUGAGGCUAAUGGCAUACUGGAUGGACUGCUAGCCCAGAACCACAACAUUGACGGGAGCAGUAGCGAGAUGUUCGCUUCAUCUCAAGAAGAUAGCGAAUCCGACUCCGCAGCUGCCUACUCCGAUGCAGAUGCCAGUGAUAUGGAAUCUGACGAGAAUGAUCUGUCCAUGUUCAGAGAAUCUGACUUUAACGCCGACAGCUUGGAUGAAGCAGAGGGUAGUGAGGCUGAAUUGUCUCUUUUGAAUGAGGCCGAUGAAGAUGCAAAUAGCUGGCAAGGCAUGCGUGAAGAAGCAGCAUCGGAAGAAGACGGCGUCUUUGAUUCUAAAGCUGCAGAUUUCAACUCCGACUCUACUAGCAGCGAAAUGUCCAAUUCCAGAGACGACGAUUCUGAUCUUGCUACUUUAAGGGACAUGGAUGACGCAGAGAAUGAUUUUGUUUCCAGCUCCAACGACGCGAUUGACGAAGCAGACAGCUUGCAAAGCAACAGAGCCAAUGAUGAGGCUCUGGGGUUUCAAGCCACGGAUGAUGAUGCUGAAAACUCGCAAAUGGACGAAGAUCAUGCCCUGACUGCCAGGUACAAAGCCCAGCUUGAGAAGAUGUCGCGUUCAGAUGAUACCGAGCUGGACGCAGACAGCUGGGGCAACACCGUCGAAGCUGACAGUGAUGCAUUGACUGAUGACAACACCGCUGAGAAUAGUUACAAUUCGGACUCUGUCUCCGAGAAUGAUGAUGAUGAUGCCCAGUUGCAAUACGACGAAGACGACGCGGCGAUCGACACACGAGUGGAUGAUUCCGACAUGCUCGACUCAUUUGAGGCCGAGUCUGACAACGCUGAUGCUCUGGAUGCCACACAGUACAGUGCCGAUGCAGUUGACGACUCUUCAUGGCUGGAUGACAUGGCGCAGACGGCCAGCUCUUCGUCGAACGAAGCUGAUGAGAGUUUCGAUGACACACUCAGCUCCUCUUAUGCAGAAAACGACGCAUCAAGUGAUGCAGUCCUAGCUGAGAACAGCGAUGCCGUGAGCGAUUCCCUAGCUGCGUCCGAUGACCUGGAAUUCAACCAGGAAAUGACAUCAUCGGAUGACAUCACCGACAGUGAGCAGCAGCAAGAGCAGUGGGAUGAUGACAGUGACUACCACCACACUGGAAACGGACCUGAUGAUGUCGAUGCUGAUGGCCAGAGUCUGUGGGAGAGGGUAGCUGCCGGCGAGACACGCAACAGCGAUCAAGUGGCUAGUGACGAGCAGAGCAGCAGCAGCAGCAGCAGCAGCGAAAGCGAUGAGAUUGAUGAAAUGCUACAGGAGCUACAGGAGACAGACGCGGAGUCCCUCGAUUCGACGAUGGGUGACAAUGAUGAUGACCUUGAAGUGGACCUGGAUAGCCUUGGUCGAAAAAGGCGCUGAGCAUAUUCAAAUAGCGUCAGUCCCGAGAAACCCUUUGCACUGCUCAUUAGUUCAGUAACAUUCUGGUUAUGUCUUUUUCCCGUUUUAACUCCCUUAAACUUUUGAAUGCUGUAUUGUUUUCCUCUAAGUAUAUACCCUUGCUGCUUCUCUGAAGAGCCGAUGCUGCUUUCUGAGAUGUUCUGGACUAAGGGCAUAUUGUACUCUCUUUCAAGUGCCGGCAUAAACAUGAUAAAUAACACAUGAUUUCCUGAGCUGGCCACUUCUGAAUGAGCAUGCCGGUCACGUGGGCCUUCGGGAUUAUCCCAGAGGUGACGCUUCUUUGCCGGAGACCAGACAGUCUGGCGUGCACUACUGUCAGAACAAACACCAUAUCUACACGAUGCAGCUGAGCAGAUGAUCACCAUGCUUCCGCCCAUAUUCUACUGUUCUCCGUCUUCACGUUGUAUGAUCCCCCCCCUCCCUACCCCCUGCCCCCUCCCCCCCCCCCAUGCCCCUGCUCCCUACUCACUACCCCAACAUAAACGUAAGUAGUUUUCACUGCUUGGUUGGAGAUACUACAAUGUAUGGGCUGCACUCUGCAGUGUCUCCCCACUCACAGGUAUAUGUAUGUAGUGUGUGGACAGUCUAACUCUGUCAAAUACCAAGUGCCACAAUAAUACUACUACUAUGAACAGGUCGCAUAUUGCCCGCAUAAACAAAUCAUACGGGGUCAUGCAUCUGUCAAUGAUCGUUAA
Messenger RNA from Sycon ciliatum, 2520 nucleotides. RefSeq names its product clumping factor A-like. NCBI's taxonomy places the organism in Eukaryota, Metazoa, Porifera, Calcarea, Leucosolenida, Sycettidae. The transcript is spliced from 4 exons. The coding region runs from base 167 to 1786 and encodes 539 amino acids. The record is from RefSeq and is a predicted model, not a curated record.